AUGGCAACAUCGCGCCGCAUCGGCGGAACACACAUACACGCAGACGGUCUUCUUCCCGAGAUGUCGUCGUCCACGGUUCUCGACUUCUCGGAGGCCCGGGCGUCCGGGACGACACCACCGUGCACCGCGGGGGGUGGGGGGAGGAGGAAGCGGGGUGGCACCGUGCUGCUGCCUGGUGCUCGGAAGGCGACUCUACACGGAGAAGAAGACCGAAUCGGAUCUUGA
This is a messenger RNA of Colletotrichum costaricense, 225 nucleotides long. RefSeq lists its product as uncharacterized. The transcript is spliced from 2 exons. Lineage: Eukaryota; Fungi; Ascomycota; Sordariomycetes; Glomerellales; Glomerellaceae. Bases 1 to 225 code for a protein of 74 amino acids. The record is from RefSeq and is a predicted model, not a curated record.